AUGGACGGCUGGCUGGUCGUCAUAGAGUAUAGUUUUGUUCGAAUAGUCAUAAGGGAAAAACUUAGAGCAUUUCCCAUUUUUAUUUCUUUUCCCGCAAAACUCAGGCUUGCAAUCAUGCAGCUGAUGUUUAAUUACAAGAUCUCGAAGGCGUCUUUCACCUUCGGCUCGUGGGCUUUUAUCAUCCUUAUCUGGCAGUGGCGGAAUAUGGGCAAGAAUGUAACCUUCAAUAAUCUCCGGUAUAGCAGGAAUAUCAGUAGCCAUCACUCUAUGAAAGUGAGGACCACCCCUUUUUUGGAACUCCAUACUUUCUGCAUACCCUAACUGUUUCCCAAAUAUUUUC
Messenger RNA from Meloidogyne enterolobii, 340 nucleotides. NCBI's taxonomy places the organism in Eukaryota, Metazoa, Nematoda, Chromadorea, Rhabditida, Meloidogynidae. The record is from the annotation of a GenBank genome assembly.